Molecule: messenger RNA, 842 nt
Organism: Impatiens glandulifera
Lineage: Eukaryota; Viridiplantae; Streptophyta; Magnoliopsida; Ericales; Balsaminaceae
Exons: 4
Coding region: 66-707 (213 amino acids)
Source: RefSeq, a predicted model, not a curated record
UAGAUAUGGAAGAAAAUUAAUUUCAAGGAAGACGAUGAGUUAGAAUUGGAGCUCCGGUGACUUCCAUGGCAGAGGACGGUAGAACAAGGGAGCUUCCGGUCAAAUCAAUGGCAUAUACAAAUCCAUGGCGAUUUACUCUCUUUUUACACUUCACGAUCUUCGCAUCCAUUCUUCAUUUCUCCGUAUCGAUGGAAUCAGGUGAAGGAGAUCGAGAUGGAACAAUUAGGUCUGGAAUAUUAACAGGACAACGUCGAGGUCUGAUGAGAUUUAGAGAGAUACCUUCUGGUAGCAACGUUACUUUUGAAUGCUCACCUUCUGGUCCUUGUAUUGCUUGCCAAUACUCUGAAAAGAAUGAUCCUAAGUUUCGUUGCAGUGAAACUGGCUACCGUAUACCUUUAAAAUGUGUAGAAACUCGUGUUAAUGCUGAUAAUGCAAAGAAAAAGAAUAGUUCCAAGGGUCGGUUGACACUCCAAACUAACGAUGUGUCUAAAUCAUCGGGUGCUGCUGAGGUUUAUAUUACCUAUAGAAGCUGUAUACCUGCUGUUAAUGAAGAAAAGUUGUCUGUGUUUGGUUUUGAGAGUAUUAUGCUGGGUUUGUUGCUUCUUAGUGGUUCGGUUAUAUAUUUCAGACAGAAAAGAAGUAACAACAACAAUAACUCGCAACCGGGGAUCAGCAUGGUGAGAAUUCCUUCCAAUUCUAGGUUCUAACCCUAAACUUGAAAUCUGUUAAAAUUUCAGAAAAACUGUAUUUUCCAUUUCAUAAAUGUAAUUACACCUUAGUUAUAUAUUUCUGUAUUAUUACUUUUGAUUUCCAUGUAAGCAUUUAAAAAAGAAGUAACAAUU